UGUGUUACCGCUGCAGUUUUGGAGCAGUCUUAUCGGGUUUUCUGUGGAUUAUGAGGAAACGCAGAGAAGUGACACCUGCAAGCUGUGAACUGCUAUCGGACGACUGUCACCAUGAAGGCCCUGGUAUUCCUGGCUUUGCUUGGAGCGGCAUUUGCUGCAUCCGAGGACAAUAAGAUUGUUGGAGGGUACGAGUGUCCCAGACACUCUGUUCCCUACCAGGUGUCUCUGAACGCUGGAUACCACUUCUGCGGUGGAUCCCUCAUCUCCAGCCAGUGGGUGGUGUCUGCUGCUCACUGCUACAAGUCCCGUAUCCAGGUCCGUCUUGGUGAGCACAACAUUGCUGUGAAUGAGGGCACAGAGCAGUGGAUUGACGGCGCCAAGAUGAUCAAGCACCCACAGUACAACAGCUACAACCUGGACAACGACAUCAUGCUGAUCAAACUGAGCCGCCCCGCCACCCUCAACAGCUACGUGCAGACCGUGGCCCUGCCUGCUCGCUGCCCCGUGGCCGAUGAGAACUGCCUGGUGUCCGGGUGGGGCAACACGUCCACCAACGGCGGUAAGCUGCAGUGCCUGAGACAGCCCAUCAUCGAUGACAGGAUCUGCAGGAACGCCUACCCCCACCUCUUCACUGAGAACAUGGUUUGCUCCGGAUUCAUGCACGGAGGUGCCAGCAGCUGCCAAGGAGACUCUGGCGGUCCUCUGGUGUGCAACGGUCAGCUGCAGGGAGUCGUGUCCUGGGGCUAUGACUGCGCCAUGGCGGGACACCCCAGCGUCUAUGCCCGUGUGUGCCGCUACAACAGCUGGAUCGCCACUGUCAUGCGCAACAACUGA
This is a messenger RNA of Xiphias gladius (swordfish), 834 nucleotides long. RefSeq names its product trypsin-like. NCBI's taxonomy places the organism in Eukaryota, Metazoa, Chordata, Actinopteri, Istiophoriformes, Xiphiidae. Bases 112 to 834 code for a protein of 240 amino acids. The record is from RefSeq and is a predicted model, not a curated record. The transcript has 6 exons. Gene Ontology annotation, biological process: proteolysis. Gene Ontology annotation, molecular function: serine-type endopeptidase activity.